Molecule: messenger RNA, 1369 nt
Organism: Vitrella brassicaformis
Lineage: Eukaryota; Vitrellaceae
Source: the annotation of a GenBank genome assembly
AAUCGCCACACUCAUUGCUUGUCCAGAUCCAACCAUCGGAGAUGACGUCGACGUCGUGGCCGUCCUUCUCUUCCCGCUGCCUCUUCUGUCGCAUGAUGGCCUCUGCUAUCGCAACGUCCAGCUAGGGUUCGCUGCUGAUGCCCAUGACUUUUCGGGGUUCGUCAACAUCUCGGUCUACAGCGGCAGUUGGGGCUUGUUCCGUCGACGGUGGUUCAGAUGAGCGACUUGGGCGAGCUGUUGUGUGCAGUGGUCCUGCAGAACGUCACCAUGGUGCGCUCGCUGCUCAAGAAGUACCGCGCAGACCCCAUCAAGAUGCGCGGGACGACGGACGGAGUCACGGCUCUCCACUUGGCGGCAUCGCGAGGCAGCCUCGAUGUGGCAACGGCGCUGAUUGAUCGUCGUGCUGACGUCGACCGGCUGUCAGAUCACCAACUAUCGCCCUUGUCCGUGGCCGUCAUGGUCAGCGACGGCGCUAUGGCCGCACUGCUCUCGAGAGCUGGCGCUGACGCGGAGCUGCCGUGCCUGAAUCCCGAGGAAGGCUUAGAGGAUUCGAGUUAGGAUGUCCUCUACAUCAAGACACCGCUCCUCAUUGCAGCAAAGUACGGCAAGCACAAGGCCAUCGGGACGCUCUGGCUCCUCUCGGCAGCCCCGGUCAGCCUCCCCGGCCCUCGACGAUAUCGAUGCCAUUCGUCCAGCGGCAUCAGCAACAGCAGCUGUGCCAUCGAGAUCUGUCAUUAUUCAUCUGCUCAACUUGGCCACACGCAGCAGCAACGGUGUGGAUUCAAGCAGCGCCAUCGACGGCUGCGUGUGUUCUUCCGAGCAUUUGCCGACAUGUCGAGUGUGUGUCGCUGUGGGCGACUAAGAUUUCCAGCCCCGAGACGAUGGGUGUGGCAAAGAGGGCCAUUACACAGCUCCCUGGCAGCUACCUGGUGAUGGAUGCCGUGGCGUCAGGUGAGAUUUUAUCUCCCUGAUGUGCCCGCGAAAAUGCGCUUCUGCUGGGCACUGCUGUUACUCAAUGGGAGAGCUUGCAAGCAGACAGAGAAACGAUGUUUGUUUGGUUCCCUGUGUUUGUCCGUCAGUGUUGGCUGGGUCAUGGUUGGAUGGUGGCCUUUGCGAGUGAGCGAGGUCAAAUGGGCCGGCAUCGUCGCCAUGAGCCGCCAUCUCCUGCACACACGCAGCUAUGCCGUCAGUCAGUCAGUCAGUCGGUGUGCUGUGCAUACCAUCGUAUCAGUCAGUUUUUGCUCAUACGGUCGUCUUCCCCUUUGUCGCGCAAUGGAUGCGAUCGGGCAGUAUUCAUGUGUGAGUCGUGGGCGUGUUGUGUCGCGCAAAGAGUGCAUGAGAGCCUUUAUGUGCACUGCUCAAUCGUAGC